Coniosporium apollinis CBS 100218 is the source of this 870-nucleotide messenger RNA. RefSeq lists its product as uncharacterized. The transcript has a single exon. Lineage: Eukaryota; Fungi; Ascomycota; Dothideomycetes. Gene Ontology annotation, molecular function: RNA polymerase II CTD heptapeptide repeat phosphatase activity; RNA polymerase core enzyme binding. Gene Ontology annotation, cellular component: nucleus; cytoplasm. Bases 1 to 870 code for a protein of 289 amino acids. The record is from RefSeq and is a predicted model, not a curated record.
AUGAAGCCCAAAUCAAUACUGAAGAAGAGCACUAACAGUAGCAACUCAUCAUCACCACCCGUCAAUCCUCGCGACCAGCGCAACCUCGACAUAGCCCUCCACCAUGCCCGCCUCAUUCAGCAACAGAAGGACGCCGAAGCCCAGAUACUCGAAGCCCUAGAAGCCCUCCUCGAGCUACCAUCAUCUCCACAAGCUGACCCAGCGCACCCCUCUGAAGGCGAUGUAGUACAGUUCAAGAGCCUGAUUACGCCAUUCCAACCAAGCGACUACGACUCCCUGAUCGAAGAACGGCACGCCGCGGACCUGUGCGGCUAUGCGCUCUGUCCACGACCACCGAAGAAAGACAAGUUGGGCGGAAAGAUGCGCAUAGUUCCCGGUAGCAGCGACGGUAGUCCAGCCAGAAUCGUGCCACGGAGCCAGCUCGAGAUUUGGUGCUCUGAAGACUGUGCACGGAGAGCGCUCUAUGUCAAGGUCCAGCUUAAUGAGGAGCCUGCGUGGACGAGGCGAGGCGGUUUGGGUACCGACAUAUCUCUCAUGGUUGAUCAGCCGGAGGCAGCACACACAAUGGCGUUGCCUAUCAGAAGCAAGAAGCCUCUUCCCGAGGACCUUGUUCAGGAGAACAUGAGCCAGGAUAUGGCGGCUCUAGCCCUCGAAAGGGGCGAAAAGCCUACUUCCGGGAAUCCCUUCCGCCUCCUCAGUAGCGAUGUAGCCGAAAAGAUGUCAGUCAAGCCGCCAGUAGCUCCAGGCUCUCAUGGGAAGAACGAUACCUCAACACACUCAGCCAUCGAGGGGUACGAGCCUAAGACAGGCAAACCCCCAAUAGCGAACCACAAAGUCGACGAAGACGACGACCAGGAUUGGGGUAUAUGA